AUGUGCCGCAAUCGGGCUACAGCAAAUCCUGUCGGUGCCGGCAUGACUAUGUGGAUUGGUCCUGGGGACGGAGGGAAUACUUGCUCUCUAACUAAAGAACUGACACCCAGUAGCAACAGUAGCAGCAGCGCUACUCCUGCUAUUUGCACUGCUGAUAGGAUUGGAGGUGGUCUUAGCUUAUCUGGGAGCGUUUCCUCUUCAUCCUCCUCUUCAUCUUCAUCCUCAUCCUCUUCUUCGGCAUCUGCUAAUGUCCCGACUUCGACGCCUACUUUGAAUCCUGCUCUACUCUCUGGCCAAUCGUCCACCGGCCUGCCAUUGAGCUCUGUCCACCUGAGCUCACCUCAACAUCCGGUAGUCCACCAACUGGCCCACCUGACACAUAGCCACAUGCCGCCUCCCCCACCCCCUUCUCAGAUUGCCUCCGCAGCUGGGCACCUUUUGUUAGCAGGACAAAAUCCCAUAUCAACUCUAGCCCCAAUGCCGCCACCCCAGAUUCCACAAAUUUCGGUGCCUACUGGCCUCGGAAAUGGGCUUUCUAGCCGUGGUCCUAGUUCACCGACUGGUGGAUCACCAGCCGGGGCUCCAGGACAGCCACAUCUCUUGAUUGGGUCUGGCAUGCAACAGGUAAAUGUGCAUCCAUUAAGUAUUCUACCAUUCAUUUCUCCUUACUGUGACGCAAGUUCGAUAUAA
Molecule: messenger RNA, 690 nt
Organism: Protopolystoma xenopodis
Lineage: Eukaryota; Metazoa; Platyhelminthes; Monogenea; Polystomatidea; Polystomatidae
Source: the annotation of a GenBank genome assembly